This is a messenger RNA of Daphnia magna, 1446 nucleotides long. RefSeq lists its product as uncharacterized. Lineage: Eukaryota; Metazoa; Arthropoda; Branchiopoda; Diplostraca; Daphniidae. The record is from RefSeq and is a predicted model, not a curated record. Bases 660 to 1343 code for a protein of 227 amino acids. The transcript has 4 exons.
UGCUGUUCGUUUCGUUUUAGUGUUCGUUGGUGGAGGUUGUUCUGUGCGCCGUUUGUAAUUUUUCGUACAAUUUCUGGAACUACACUCUCGGUGAACCUUUGGAGUUACUUCCGCUUAACUUUUGGAGAACUUUCUGUGAAGUUAAACUUGUACUUGGUUAGCCGUUACUGCCAACCUUCCCAGCCUGUGUCUGCCCAGCUGCCCGACUGCCCAGCUUGUGUCUUCCCGGCCUUCCUGGCCUGUGUCUGCCCGACUGCCCAGCUUGUGUCUGCCUACCUUCCUGGCCUGUGUCUGCCCGGCCUGCGUCUGCUUAGCUGCCCGGCCUGUGUCUGCCCAGCUACCCGGCCUGUGUCUGCCCAGCUGCCCGGCCUGUGUCUGCCCAGCUGCCCGGCCUGUGUCUGCCCAGCUACCCGGCCUGUGUCUGCCCAGCUGCCCGGCCUGUGUCUGCCCAGCUGCCCGGCUGCCCAGCUUGUGUCUGCUCAGCUGCCCGGCUUGUGUCUGCCCAGCUGCCCGGCCUGUGUGUGCCCGGCUGCCAUCUUGUAUCUGCCCAGCUGUCCGUCUUGUAUCUGCUGAGACGGUAGUGCUGCUUUUAGGAGUUUAGGAAAGGAUUCGCAAACCGUAAAUACCAAUUUCAGUUCUUUUCUCUCUUUUUGGAGAAUAUGGCGUCUAACUGUGCCAGUUAUACGCCAUGCAACAUUGAUGUUUCCGACCUAACAGCGACCGAUUUGGAAUCGUUUCUGCUCUCCAUCAGCUUUGAUCCAAGCAUUGCUGCAAAACUGAAAGGAGAAGACAUUGAUGGAGAAUGCCUUCUGUCCUUGUCUGAAAAACAAAUAGAUGGAUUGAAUUUGUCUAUCGGCCAUAGCAUCAAAUUGCAAAAACUUUUAAAGAAUCUGGUGGUUGAAAGUGCAUCUGCUAUCUUGAGGAAAAGUGUCAACCAUUCUGGAAUAUGUGCAAACGACAGCGUAAUGGAUUUUGAAGAAAGAAACGAUGAUCUGAUUAGCGUAAUUGAAAAACUUACUGAAGUAGCGGCAGAUCCUCUUAGCAACUCUGAAGAAAAGUUUCCAGUCAUUUCGAUCUUGAAGGAGUCAACUGAUGGAAGACAAAUAGUAAAAUCAUUUAUGGAUCGUAACGAAGCGUAUUUGGAAAUAGAAGAAAGAAAAACUUUAGUCCGAAUACUGGUGAGCCAUAUGUGCAUGCUGUCUGGGAAAGAAGAUUUUUAUCCACCGAGCAGCCUAAAAGAAGAACUUGCAAAGGCAAUCGUUACAACUUUUCCAUGUUUGGCCAUCCCCUGUCACGAGGGCUCUAGCUUGACCAUUAUACCCACUAUUACAAUCCAAAACUGACCAACGGAUUCAUCGAUACCCGCUUGAAGACUAUGCGGACAAAGUCUGAGGUCUCAAGGAAAAAAAAAAUCUAAAUUUAAAUUGUAGGGGGCCGGCUAAAAAG